Nezara viridula (southern green stink bug) is the source of this 3718-nucleotide messenger RNA. Lineage: Eukaryota; Metazoa; Arthropoda; Insecta; Hemiptera; Pentatomidae. The record is from the annotation of a GenBank genome assembly.
AUGAGGUUCAAUAAACAGGAAUUGUUGACAUUAGCAACUCAGCCAUCUCAGGAAUUUGACAAGGAAGGGAUUCUUUAUCUUCGAGAGAGGCAGGAUGGUUUUUUCAGACGCACAGAAAGAAGAGACAGCAAAAGAGGGAAAAAGUCUAAGAGCAUCAGGGAGCUGAGCUGCUAUAGCGGAACAAGCAAAGUCAGCCUAGAGAGAUGGUGUCGUCUACGAGGAAAUCUCCUUUUUUAUUUCAAAUCGAGGGACCAAUGGUCGGAGCCUAUUGGUGUGGUAGUUCUCGAGCAGUGUACCAUAAAGCUAGAUCCUCCUGCGCAGGAAGGUCCUUAUGGAUUUACGUUAGUGUAUGAUGGAGGAUUCGACCAACACUUAGCUGCAAACUCAGAGACAGAACGGGACUCAUGGCUUGAUACGAUUCAGCUAGUCAGUUACAAUAAGAUGCGAGCCAAGAUGCAGGAGCUUCAGGAGCGGUUAGAGACAAAAAGAGGUCAUGACCCCGACCUUGAUGUUCAUAUGUGGCGUUUACGAAGAGGGAAUACUAUUGACCCUAGUGAGUUACCAGUUUGUGAAAUAUCAUUGGCUUGUGACAAUCUCCUUUGCGACGGUAAUGGUCGCCCACCCAAUCCUGGGCUGGCUGUACACGUCUUCAUACCGUCAGCUGCACUUUGGUUGAAAUAUGCUAAUACUGAAAUAAUUCAGAGGAGUAGUAAUCCUAGUUUCCUUAGUACCAUCAGUUUCAGGAGUAGUGAUGGACUUAAUGGUGAAACAAAGAUAAAGUUUACAGCAUUCGAUGUCAGGGAGACAGUGUCUCAAACAGCAACUCCUAUAGGAAGUGCUUGUGUCACUCUAUCUUCUCUUCAGGAAACAGACAGACUGAGGAUACCUCUAAAGGGAAACAACAAUACAACGGUGGGCUUCCUCAGCGUCCAUGUGUGGUCUCUGGAGCGGGAAGACAGUAAUGCAAGUACUGAGAGCACGCCACUUAGAACUGUAUCCCACCAUGACUCUCUGGUCUACUGCCAUCGUAGAUCUCAGUCUCUUCCUCCAAGACUUGGCUGUAAAUUGAAGCUACCUAGGCAGGGAGCAUUUAAACAUGUAUUUGGAAACACAACAGUUCAGACGUAUCGGUUCCAUUCAGGCCUUGGUGGUGAUAUAAGUGUGCAUGAGGUUAUGGCGGAGAGCAUGUUAUGUUUCCAACUUCCGCAGCAGCUUCUCGGACUCUGGAUUAAUGAAGAAAAAGAGCUCCUGCAAGAGGUGUCUGGAAUGGGUGAACUUGUUGAACCGUGGCAUUCACUUCAGGUCGAACUCCUCGACAGGCACCUUCACCUGCUUCAUCUUUAUUCUCAAGCUAAAGAAAACCUUCAAGCUCAUAAAGGUAGUUUUUUCAAACCUUCUUCUCGUAAAUUUGACAGAUCAUUAGAAUUCGCUCCUGUUAAUCUUCAUCUCCAGAGGAUGUGGGUUCAAAAUGAUACUCUGAAGAAAUGUGGUUUUUAUGACAUCAUAACAGUGGGAGCUUUCACUGCUCAUUCUCACAAAUCAAAAAAUGGUGGUUUGAUAAAAUUGUUGCAGCAAGUGAAGGAGUCUCCUAUCAAGAACAAAAGUGAGAACCCUGUUAUUGAUAAGAUAUCAAUGGCUCAUGACGCCAUCCAGGCCAUCAAGCAGUUGAGGAGAGAAGUCGUUGAUGGUAUGAAGUCUUUAAUGAAGCUGGCCAAGGAAAAGAAAACUAUAGGCAUGCUUCCAAUCUGUGACGAUAUGGUCGCCAAAACAAGAACCCUGCUGACCCUCUGGGAUCCUGGAUUGGUCGAGGAGGCUCUGAAGUUCAUUGAAGAGCAUAAGGUUAGCCGAACAGAGGGAACGCCCUCUCCGUUCAAGAGGAUAACCCAGCAGUUGCGUUUUACUGGUUCUCCUGACAGCCCUAGCCAGGAGGGUUUCCUCACAUUUCCUGAUGAAUCAUCUACCCCCAUUGAUGAGAACUACAAUCUUGAGCAAAGCAUCAAGAAAUCUGAAGAACAUAGUCAAGAGAAUGGAGAAGUUGAAGAAAAGAAGAAAGAUCCUGGAUUGUGGUUGGAUACCCAUGCUAUGUGUAGCUCACCAUCGGCCAACUAUUAUCGGCCCACGGAGGAGCCGGAGCCCUGGGAUCUGACCCAAUUGAACAUCGAAGCCUCUGUCAUGUGCCUCGUUAGCAAGGUCAAGUUCCUCUGUGGUCGCUGCAGCUCGCCUGCUGUUAGGCUCAGAAAUACACAAAAGAGUAUCGGACGAUCCCAGAGCUUCAGAAGUGAACUUUGCUCUCCGCAAGUACCAGCUUCUGAUGGUUCUGAACAGGUACAAAAGGAACAGAAUGAUAAUACAUCAUUAAAAACUAAUGGUGAAGUCACAAAUGUGCCUCCGAAACCUCCUCCUAGGAACAAAUUUACUGAAGGUCUAGAAUUAGCUAACAUGAGCGAUUGGAGUCGUGAACUGCGACCAAGCAUGAAGAAACUACGCCAAGCCAUGGAUGGACUCUUGAAGACAGCUCGGCUGACGCAUAGUGUUUUCAGGCUGCAGGAGGAUAAACGAUCUGCCCAGAGGUCUUGUAAUGUUCGCUAUCGGAGGCAUGUUUGCUUUUCUCAUGCUCUGACAUCCCUGGUGACGGGACUGAUGGCACGGCUGUGGUGUCAAAAAGCAGACACAAUGUUCCUCCACGUGCUGACUACAGUUGGUCCGCUGGCCUAUUUUGAAGGUCUCCUUAGUUACUAUGGUGAUGAAAUCGACAUGUGGGGAGACAUGGCUGUUGCAAUCGAGGACCUGAAAACUGUCACAUUCACAUUGGUCCAUUCAUCGCCAAAUUCAAAAGGAGGAAGUUAUAGCCCACGAGUAAUCGGACCACGUUGUUCACUUCAAGUCCAAAUCCCAGCUCCAGACUCGGUACUUUCUUUGCUCCCGCUGUCAGCUGGGACUUCUUUCCAUGUGACUCCAGUCUUCUUCAAUGUGGGUAUUAACGAAGAAGCAACACUUGCUGAAAACCUAGGCACGGCUAAACCUCAGGAGCGGAGCAAUGCUGACAAUUUUCUUCUACUCAAUGAUUAUUUCCACAGGUUCAGGAAGAUAGGGAUACCAUCAGUAUGCACCACCGUUAGAGGUAUCUCUGAUGAUAAGCCUCAAGAAGGCUUGAAACCUCAGGAAGGAUCUGCAAGAGGGAGGCAUCAUUCGUUGAAUGAUCUGAUUGGCCAAUUGAAAUAUGAAGUAUCUUCUUCCAAGUCAAAGAAUGUGAAUAUACUCCAGUUAGCUGGACACAUCUGUCGUAGAAUGAAAGGCCUGCGGUUCACAAGUUGUAAAAGUGCCAAGGAUAGAACUGGAAUGUCUGUCACACUGGAGCAAGUGAAUAUUCUCUCAAUGGAGUACGACUUAGCAGAACAUGAAUAUCAAAAAGCUUUAGACUGCAUGAGAAGUGAAGGAACGAGACGAGAGAACACAUAUAAAAACACAGGACUUAGGAAGUAUGCCUUCAAUAGUCUCCAGAUAUUGACUUUGCCCAAAAUGUACCGACCUCCUGCGGGGACAUUUGGCUCUGCACAAACUUGAGGGCAAAGCAAUUGUGGACAUUUAGGUCCGAAGGUUAUUGUUGAACUCUAUCAGCAUCAAUUGACCUGGAAAGUUAAUAACAUUUUAAAAGUAUAUUGUUUUGUGAAUAUAUUUUAUUUCGAUGUUAUAAAAAUCAGUUGGGUGUAUAACCAAA